This is a messenger RNA of Bactrocera latifrons, 400 nucleotides long. RefSeq names its product cecropin-1. Bases 82 to 273 code for a protein of 63 amino acids. Lineage: Eukaryota; Metazoa; Arthropoda; Insecta; Diptera; Tephritidae. Gene Ontology annotation, biological process: defense response to Gram-negative bacterium; antibacterial humoral response; defense response to Gram-positive bacterium. The transcript has 2 exons. Gene Ontology annotation, cellular component: extracellular region. The record is from RefSeq and is a predicted model, not a curated record.
CGUUGAAUAAAGCAAAAGCACACCAAGCUUAAAAAAUCAAUCAAACAUACAAAAAAAAUUAAAAAUAAACCCUAACCUAAAAUGAAUUUUAACAAAAUUUUCGUUCUUCUGGCUGUAUUCAUUGCCGUCUUCGCCGGACAAACCGAGGCAGGAUGGUUGAAAAAGAUUGGCAAGAAAAUUGAGCGCGUUGGUCAACACACACGAGAUGCCACCAUUCAGACCAUUGCUGUGGCUCAACAGGCCGCCAAUGUUGCGGCAACUGUGAAAGGAUAAACUGAAUUUGUUCGCAAGUUGCAACAAAAGCAUUUAUGUACCCAAAUUAAGUUUAAUAUUUAUUUAUUUAGAAAAUAGUAAACGAUUUAUGGAGAUUAAAGUAGAGUUAUUUGAAUAAAAAAUAAUU